CUCCACUUUCUUUGGGGAAGAAUAGAGUUCUACUCCUUUAACACUUGUGUUGAGAGCAAGAAAAGUGUCUCUUACCUUCUUCCAUGAUUUUCUAGACCAAAAAGGAAGACUUGUUUUGGAGUUGAGUGCUUUGAGGCUUUUCAUGUGAAAAGGUUCUGUUUUUCUAAUUUGGCUGUAGAAUUUCUGGGGUUUUCUUGGGACUGACGAUUUUACCAGAAAUUUAAUUCUUGGUGUUGGUGGAAGUGAAAGGGUUUAGGGUUUAUCUAUUUUUGCCCCAAAAUUGUUAAAGAUAUGAAGUUGGAAAAGGAUGUUAAAAGGGAGAGGGUGAUGGAUGGUGGCAUUAGUUCAGUGAGGAAAGUUCGAAUCAUCUAUGAUGAUCCUGAUGCUACGGACUCUGAGAGCGAUGAUGAUCGUUUUGAUAAAAAUGUCAGUAGAAUCAAGCGUGUUGUUAAGGAAAUUGUUAUUCCUGUUGUUUCAUGGGAGAAGGAGUUUAAAAAAUGUUGUAAACUUGAUGACAUUGGGAUUAAAGAUUCCAAGAAGAUUCAUGAAAAUAAGAAGGUGCAGCUAAAAUCGUCCGCUUUGCCUAAAGGAGUUAGGAUGAGGAAAUGGGGGAAAUAUGCAGCGGAGAUCAGAGAUCCCUCGCAGGGGAAAAGAAUAUGGUUAGGGACUUUUGAGACUGUGGAGGCGGCUUCACAAGCAUACGAGGCAAAGAGGGCUGAAUUUGAUAGAAUAAUUUCGUUGGGAAAGGGUAAGAAUUUGAGCUCUGCUCCUCCUGCUGAGUGUUCAUCUCAUCCGAUAAAUGGGAAAAAUCAUGUGUACUCACACCCAUCCCCGUCUUCGGUGCUAGAUGUUCCCACAUCAUCAGCUGCUGCCCCGCUUGAGUCCAAUGACAAUCCAACGAGAGAUAUGGCUCAAAUGCCAGAUUCAGGUUUUAACUUGAGUUUUGAGGAUCAAAUGCUUCAUGAAUUUAUUAACCAGGGAAGACAGGGCAUUUCAGAAUUGAUGGAACAUCCUUUGAUAGAACAAGGCUCCAUUAGCAAUAGCCUUGUGGAGAUGACUCAAGUGAAUAUCAAGAAGAAAACGAUAACCAGACCACCAACCAUACCAAGUUGUAAAAAAUUAACAAAGGGGAUUGAGGACCACCGCAAUGACAAGUCCAUUUUCAGUGUAUUAGAUAAGCCUCCAAUCAUGUCUCCUUGUAUUCGUACAGAGCUGCUUAACUUGAACAUCGAGGAAACAGCAGUUAUGGGGAAUAACUUGAAACUUCUAGGCUUUGAUGACAAUGCUUUAUUUGAUAAAGAUUUAGCACAAACGUUUGAUCCAUAUACAGAUGCUAUAGCCUUGGACAGCACUUUUCAAUGCUGUGAUGGUUGGAAUGAGUGUGUUUAUUGCAAAGUUUUCACAGAUGAAGUUGACCUAGAUGAAGUUGACCUAAGAUGGUUAGAAAAUGUUUUGUUAUAAGAUCAAAUCAGCAAGUUGAAGAAGAGUGUUGUAAAGUCGAAAAUGUGGGCAAUGAAGGGGGUGGUUCUUGGGAUUUUUCUCCUUUGCUCAAAAGAUGUUCCCAAUGAGCGGGAAGAGGAAAUUCUAUUCAUGUUGUUAGCUAUUGCUAAUUAUCAAUAUAUUUGAGCAAUUGUGUAAUGCUUAGAUAUGUUACAUUAUGCACAUAUUUUCUUGAUUUCAUGUGGAGAAUCUGAAAGGUGAAAGGUAGAGCCCCUUCUUUUGCUUUUUCUUUUAUCUUUCAUUAGGGACUCACCUUUUCAUGUUUUCCAGAAAAGAAAAAUAAAAUCGACCCGAAUAUGUAUUUUUGUA
Molecule: messenger RNA, 1809 nt
Organism: Solanum tuberosum (potato)
Lineage: Eukaryota; Viridiplantae; Streptophyta; Magnoliopsida; Solanales; Solanaceae
Exons: 3
Coding region: 292-1461 (389 amino acids)
Biological process (GO): regulation of DNA-templated transcription
Molecular function (GO): DNA binding; DNA-binding transcription factor activity
Source: RefSeq, a predicted model, not a curated record